AUGGAUUGGUGGAACCUUACAAUAGAGGAUAUUCAGAGCAAUUGCACUUCCGAAUUCUCUGAUCUUUUACAAGUGAUCAAGAAGCGUCGAUAUCACGAUCUUGAUAAACAACCAAUACCGGAAAUAAAACUCGAUGGUAACACGGAGCAGUGUGUAGAAGCAGUCGGAGAAGCAGUGGAGAUAAGCACUAGACUAAUGGAUGAAGUGAGCCAGGUCAUCAACGACUAUACAAACACAGCUGCCGAGUUUGUUAAAAACUAUGAUGCAUGCGAGGACAUAUUGAAACAACUAAAUUUGGGAGGAUAUCUCUUGAGUAUUCACAGCGAGGUUCUUGAAGAUUGCCUCAUAGAUCUUGAUUCAGAUGCCGAAGAAUCACUAGCAAUUGCAAAAUCUUUAAAAAAGAGAUUAAAAAGUUCCCAGGCACGAUUUGACAAACUUGCUGUCGAGCUUCGUCGGCUGUCCAAUAUCCAAUCAAUCAAAGACAAAAAGAACCAAGAAAAGCUUUUGAAAGAGUUACGGCAGCUAUGUUUUGAUGCAAAAACCAAAGACCGCUCUUUGUACAAUAAGGAGAUGCGUUUGGACCAGAGCGUAGUGUACAUGCUAUCAGAGCCUUCUUUUCGGGUAAUACCGCAGAAGGUCAAGGAAGACUUUUUAAAUGAAGACGGAAGUGUGCGUCCAUAUCUGGCCCACAAAUUGAUAGCCGAAAAGCUUGAAAAAAAACGAGAGCAGGCUGAUACCAGCGGAAUCCAGGAUGUAUUACAGUUCUUUGGAUUAAAACUUACACUGCCUUUCAAUUAG
This is a messenger RNA of Australozyma saopauloensis, 798 nucleotides long. RefSeq lists its product as uncharacterized. The record is from RefSeq and is a predicted model, not a curated record. NCBI's taxonomy places the organism in Eukaryota, Fungi, Ascomycota, Pichiomycetes, Serinales, Metschnikowiaceae. The transcript has a single exon. Bases 1 to 798 code for a protein of 265 amino acids.